AAACAUGUGUUAAAAAAUGCCAAAACGAGAUAAUAAUUGAUAGCAAUUUGAAGUAAAGGCUAAAAAGAUGUCAUUUUCUCUGUGUUUGUCUUAACUGUAAAACUAUUCAUUUGUGUCGAUCUGUCAAUCGAUGAGACAAUGGUUUACAUCAAUUCACGCGGUCAAAUCGAGGACAAGAGGUCCUUGAGUUGGUCCACACCUUUGGAGCUGUUGUUAGCUUUCUUCAACUUCUUAAUCUUCUUUCCUCCCAAUCCAGUGGUCGAAGAGAUGGUCGCGGAGGCGGUGGAGGAGGAGGUAGUGGUUGGGGAGGCGGAGGGGGUGGUGGCGGCGGUCGGACGCCGGGACAGUCUAACGUGCGAACCCUCGGUCGAUGCGGUGGACCCAACGCCCCGCCCGCUGCCGGCGGAUGAGGUUAAGGACCGAGUCGUCGAUUGGUAG
Molecule: messenger RNA, 438 nt
Organism: Oppiella nova
Lineage: Eukaryota; Metazoa; Arthropoda; Arachnida; Sarcoptiformes; Oppiidae
Source: the annotation of a GenBank genome assembly